UGUAAAACAGAGUCACGGUAAAGCACGACUCAACCCAAGACAGAGCUAAUAAAAGAUCUACUGAGCUACCUACAAACCUGCAUAUUUGAUUAAAACAAUAAAUUGAAGUCAACUUGCAUUCCUAGUAGAAUUACUAAAGAGCCCUCAAAUGAAAGAAGACUGAAUUGAGUUUAUUGAUUACCAGGAAGACUAUCACCCUUCUGAAGCCUGGUUAUCCGUUGGAGAAGCCCAGUUUAUUCACAAUGCUCCUGCCAGCCCCAUUGCUGCUUGUAGCUCUCUGCGUUCCACUGUGGACCCAAGCCUGCGGACCCAACGAUGAGGAUCCACCCACGAGUGUUGUACUAGGGUGGUUCAAAGAGCGACUGCUGGAGAGCUUGAGACUGGAGGAGCCACCCAGUGCACAGUCCCACCACCAGCGAAAACUGGGGCUUACCCAACACAGAGCCUCCACUCAAUGGGGCAGGGCAACACUGACAGAGAGGAGAAGAUCUCAGCUGGACACCUCACAGGUCAUCCUGUUCCCCAGCACUGAUUCCACUUGUGUUUUCAGUUCUGACCUCCCCCCAACAGAGGGAGCUGGCCACUUUACCUACUACUUUCAGCCCUCUGGAUACACACUGGAGCGCAUAGUCACCUUGGCUCACUUCUGGUUCUACUCUGGAGGGAACGUGACCGAACUGCAGGAAGGAAACAUAUCAGCACCGGUCUUCAUUCUCACCUCUCACCAGCAGUUAGAAGAGGCAGCAAAACACCCAGAAAAGAGAUCUCCAGAUGGGUGGUCCAUCUACCACAUCAAGAGGCAUAUCCAUCCCCUUCUAUCAGAUGGGCCUUUCGUUCUCCAGGUGCGUUGUCCGAAUUGCGGCUGCCACUCUGAGCCCGACAAGACCCCCUUUCUUCAAUUCCACAUGCUACCAAAAAGCCCAGAGCGAUCAAGGAGGUCCUCUGUUCCAUGGUCUCCUUCUGCUAUUGACCUCCUGCAAAAGCCAGCCCAAGAGCAGCCUGUAUACAACGACUGCCACCGCAUGGCACUCAAUAUCUCCUUUGAGGAACUGGGCUGGGACAACUGGAUCGUCCACCCAAGGGCAUUCACUUUCCACUACUGCCAUGGGAAUUGCUCCAGCAGGGAACACAUGACCACCUUCCUUGGGAUCAAGCAGUGCUGUGCUCCUGUGCCGGGUACCAUGAAGUCUCUUAAAUUUCGUACAACCUCCGACGGUGGAUAUUCCUUCAAGUACGAAACACUUCCCAAUAUGAUUGCAGAGGAGUGCUCCUGUAUUUAGCAGGAGUUUUGGGUGCCAUCACAGAUCUGGGACUACCUUUACAUUAUGUAGAAAAUCUAUCGACAUGCCUGACAUUCUAGUGCCCACUAUUGCUAGAAAUAAAAGUUGAAUCACGUACUUUACCCAAAUGUCAGAUUUUACAGCUAUGGCCAAAAGUUUUGCAACACCUAGAAUUUUAGACAAAAAAAAUAAUAAAAUGAAUAAACCAUCACCACCACCACUAUAUGAACAGAAUUAUUAUAAUUUUUUAUUUAGCAUCAUGUGAAACUACAAACUGAUAAUCGCAAAAGUCUUCUGGAAGCCAUAAUAGUAGCACAGUAUCAUAAGGUCACAUUUUUCAAUUUGUCAGUGUCUCGUUAAGUAUAUGGAAAACUGCAAAGCGGUAUGCAAGUCAAUAUGUUAAUGUAACAUUAUUCAGCAGGUUUCUUUUGACUUUAUGAAGCAAAAUUAGUUAAUGCUACAGGGUGAUGCAAAACCUUUGGCCAUCGCUCUAGAUCAUAACAGGAGAAGACCAGGUGCAUUAAAGAGUUUGAAUGACUGAAAACUUCUUGUUCAGAAACACCAACAUUACACGGCUUUGACAUUUAUUUGGUUUUGGGGUAGAUUUGAAAAAAAAAUUAUUAAAAAGUAUUAAAUACUACUCCUGUGUUUAAUUCAUUUCCCUUCACUAAAUUAGCUUCAGAACAAACAACUUGGUACUGGGGGCUGAAAUAUCAGUUCUAACUAACGCAUCAUUUUAUUGUUUAAAAUCUGUU
Molecule: messenger RNA, 2035 nt
Organism: Acipenser ruthenus (sterlet)
Lineage: Eukaryota; Metazoa; Chordata; Actinopteri; Acipenseriformes; Acipenseridae
Product: inhibin alpha chain-like
Exons: 2
Coding region: 243-1280 (345 amino acids)
Biological process (GO): SMAD protein signal transduction
Cellular component (GO): extracellular region
Molecular function (GO): growth factor activity; cytokine activity
Source: RefSeq, a predicted model, not a curated record